UAUGAGUGACAAUAAAGGAAGAGGUGGAUCUUCAAGGGGUGGUAAUCAAGGAAAGUCCAGAGGUGGAUCUCACGGAGAGCAUCGUGGUGGGCAUUCAGGAAGAGGAAAUCCCUCAGGAAACACCAAAGGUGGAUCACAAGGUGGCAGGAAUUUUCCUAGGGGUGGCAGUCAAGGACAUUCCAGUGGAGGACAGCGUCCAGGGCAAGAGAACUUCAGGUCUGGAAUAAAUUCUAGCUGUUUUCCAAGGCAGCCCACAGGUCUCAAUGUAAAUCAACCGAUUAGACAGCCAUCUCUACUUGGAAUGCCAUCACCAAUACAACAUCCUUUCAGAGGCCCAUCUCCAAUAGGAAAUCCAAAUAUGUAUCAACAGCCACCCCAACAAAUAAGAGGGUUGCAUUUCAUAGGGCAGCAGCCCAGCUAUGAAAUGCAGCCUGCUUAUCCUCCACGGGUUCCCCCACCCCCGUUGCUACCACCAAAACAUGAGACCUCGGCUUCAGCUGGUUCAGCAAAGAUUGUUGCCAAGCACCCAGUGACAGCUUUAAAUGAAAUGAAGACCCAAGUCAGUUACAAGGACUGCCCUACCAAUAAUGACUUUGUGUGUGUGGUUGCGGAGGUUGAUGGCAGAACUUAUGAAGGAUAUGCAUUGACAAAGAAAGAAGCAAAGAAAAAGGCAGCGGAAGAGGCCUUGAAGAUCCUUUUCAAUAUCAUCUGUGUGGAAGCUGAAGGCUCAAAAGAAGAACAGGGACCCAAGGAAAGUAAAGAAAAAAGUGCUAAAUCAAAAGCAAAACAGGAAAAGAAAGAAGAGCGUGAUGAAGAGAAAAUCCUCAAUGAAACAUUAGAGCACCUUAAGAAGCUAACCAUGCCUGGUGUGAAUGUUGUUAGUGAUAAACCACCACUAGCUCAAGACAAGAAACAAGGAACACAAAGUAGAAACAGGCAGAGAGAGCAACAGGAAAGAGAAAACACUGAAAUUGUUAUGGAUGGGUGGAACGCAGAUAGUGGUGGAAGGGAAGAGUCCCAGGCUCAGAGAGGAAGAGGUAGAGGUGGAAGAAGGAGAAGAAGAGGAAAAGGAGGAACAGGUGCACUGGAAGAUGGAGAAGAAAUGCCAGAGGAGGGUGAUGUGGGCAAUGACUCUGAUAAUGAAAGUGUGUCCAGCUUUGUUUCAGAGUCAAGUAGAGGUCGUGGUAACAGGAGAAGAGGCAGAGGAAGAAAUGCUCCUAGUCAAUCCAAUGAUGAUAGAGAUUCCUAUCAAAGGAAUGACUCUGACAAUGAAAGUGUGAGCAGUCGGAGUUCACAGCCUGCAAGGGGUAGGAGUGAAAGGGGAGUCAGAGGCAGGGGUAGAGGUGGCAGGGGUGGUAAUACGGAGAGAAGUGACAGAGGUCAGGAGUCUAGCCAAGACGGUAUAACGGAGCAGCCCAGCCGUGAAUUUGAGGACGAUGCAGAUGUAAGCUUCUCAGAAUCUAAAGUAUUCAAAUUCCUGGUGAGGGAAAUGGGUGGAUGUGCCAGUGUAUCAAAAUUCAAAGAGGAAUAUUCUCCCUUGCCAUCAAAUUUUGAUGAGUGGAUAAUGGAGCCAAAGAAGCGACUAUCAAUUUACAAAAGGAACCACAAACCUUUAUUUAUUAGACCCUUCCUCAUCAAUGCUACAGUGUGUGUUGAUCAUAUGGGUUUUGGAGGAAAUAAGAAAUGUAACCGUAAGGAUUGCAACCAUUUUCAUAUUUGUAACUUCUUCUUGAAUGGAUGGUGCAAACGUGGUUUCAAAUGUAGAAAAGGGCAUACAUUUACAAAAGGUCACAAUAGGGUCUUGAAAGCAAAACUAGGCCUUAAUCCUUUUAAAGAUGCAGAAAUAAAAACUAUUGUACAAUGCAGGUAUCCCCAGAUUUGCCACAAAAAAAGGUGCCCAGAGGGUGAUGAUUGUCCUUAUCUUCAUAUUUGCUAUAACUACAUUCGAGAUAAGUGUGAAGAUUCUGACUGUCCACGAGGACAUGAUUUAGAGACUCCACACAACUUGUGGGUUCUGUCAUGGUAUAGGAUGGACAAGUGGACCAAAGAAAAAUUAGCCCUGCUGAAAUUUCUCAUCAAUAUGCCACGAAAACCAAGAAGCAAAAAGAAUCCAGGUGAUGGGGCAUCCACUGUUGAUGUUGCUGAAUGCAUGAGUAAUGUGGAUGAAUUAGAUUUGUCUGAUGACAUGGAGGAUGAUGAUGAUGAAGAAGAUGAUGAUGUUGAGGAGGAGGAGGAGACAGAUGAGGAAGAGGAAAAGGUUAUUUACGAUAGGAGUUAUGAAAGAAACAUUCCAGUGCCAACAGAAGAGGUCUCCACCCAGAGGAGAAGACUAGAUAGAAAAGACAGAUGGGCUGCUGGUGUGGAGGACACGGAAUUCCUGGAUGUUGCUAGAAAUCCAGACACUGAGGCAUCCAUUCCAGAUAAUAUUGCACAGGAAGUGACAUCUAAAAGUAUAACAGACAAGGAUGCCCACAAAAAAGACAUCUGUGUCAGUAGUUUGUUGGCAACCUGCCAGGAAAGGAACUGUGAUAAACACCACACCCGGCUCCCCUACCUCUGGCAGAUCCGUAUCUAUGGAGACUGGGUCAGCUUUGAUGAUGAAGAAAACCAGAAACUGGAAAAAAGCUACUGCAGUCUAGAAGACAUGGAAGGGGGAGAAGUGGAAUAUCAAGAGAGGAAAUACAGAGUUCACAUGAAGUUUAAUGAAGAAAAGGGAGUAGUGUAUGAGAUAAUCCACGGAGAGGAGCCACUGAGUACACAAGACGUUCUUGCCAUUAGGCGGCUGUCUACCGCGUCCUUUGCCAAGGAGAAGAAGCCAUUAGCUGCGGGGUCAUUCCACACCCAGUGGAGGUGGUACUAUCAGGAUGACGCCAAUCGGUGGAUUCUGUAUGACAAGGAAAGAUUCCAGUAUACAUUAGAGAAGAAAUAUGUCAUGGGACAAAAGAGUUACCUUUUUACUAGAGAAAGCUACCGAUUUAAGUAUCGGAUAGAUUUCACAGGUUUUCAGCAGAUGAAUAUUGAUACAGCUAAAGUUCGCAAGAUUCUUCGUCGACCAGUGUUUCUCUCCCUUGCUGAUGUGGCAGCAAAAUCAUUUCCACCAUACCUUGCAGUAUCACAUCCAGGCCCCAAACCCCCAGGUUGGGCCCCAUGGGAUUUGGCACAUGAUUUUGAAUUGGUGGAUUUGGAAGAAUCUAACAAAGAGUUCAGGGAUGUCAAGUCUUCUUUCUUCAGUACACUCAAGGAGGAGAAUUUUCAGAUCUGCAAUAUUUAUCGCGUACAGAAUCUGGAGCUUUGGAAUGAGUACAAAAUGAAGAAAACCAAUAUGGAAAGAAUCAAUGAGGCUAGAGGUGGAAGUGUUGAUGAGAGAAGUUUAUUUCAUGGCACAGAUUCCAUUGACACUUGUUAUGGAAUUUGUACCAACAAUUUUGAUUUUAGAUUGAGUGGAAAAAAUGCCACUAUGUAUGGCCAAGGGUCAUACUUUGCUACCACUUCUAAGUACAGCAAUUGCUACACAAGAGGUCCAUUGCGCCUGAUGUUAAAAGCCAAGGUUCUGAUUGGUAGUUAUACCAAAGGGGAAAGGGACAUGAAAUGUCCUCCCAACAUCCCAGGGGAAGGUCACAAGAGGUAUGAUUCUUGUGUAGAUAACAUGGCCAACCCUACAAUAUUUGUUGUUUUUGAUAGAAACCAGAGCUACCCAGAAUACUUGAUAGCAUAUAAGGAGAAAGAUGAUGAUUCUAUUUCAUCUGCUUCCAAUCCUGCUCCAUUUUCAAUGUCUGCGAGCAGGCCAACGUCUUUGGGAGCAACUGCUGGCAGCUUCAAUCCAUUGCCUGCUAAUGUAUAUUCUGGUAAUGCCCAGAAUUUUUCUAGCAGUGCCUCAAACUCUUCUAAUGUUGCUCAGGCUUACCCAAGCAGAGCCUACACUCAAGCAAGCAGUGCUCAGAAUGCUGGUGCUCAACCUUCUGUAAGGAUAGGACAGGUGUACAGCAAUCCUUAUCUGUCAUCUCCAACUUCACCUUCAGAUUUACCUGCUUCUCAGGUAAGCCCAUUAGAAUCGCCAGGUCUCUCUUACCGGACUUCUUCUGGGCGUGUAGAAAGGAUGGAUUAUCCAGAACGGAAGAAGACGGAUGACAAGUGCAGCAUCCAAUAAACACGAGGAAGGAUAACUGCAUCAUCUUUUGCUAUGGAUAGGGAAAACCUUUUUAUACCAAGGAACUUAACAUUUCAAUAUAUUUUUGUUCUCAGUCUUGUAUUUUUGAUUACUUGUAGGUCUUUAAAAACAUCUUUGUUAUGGAUGAAUUUGUACAUAAGGUAGUAUAAUUAAUUGGUAAUUUAGGAUCUUUUGUUUUUAGAUCCCACCAGUGUCAUGAAACAACAUGAUAUGUUUUUGGUUUCUUUUUUUGAUCAUAUGAGAGGGCAAAAUCUGAUAAUUCAGAUAUUGGUGGAGUCAUAGGAUCAGAAUACAAAUCACUUAUUAGAUGAAUGUAUAGAAAUCUUAAACAAAUGAUGGGUUCAAUCGUUUUUUCAAUCGGAAUGAUAAUUACUUUAAGCAAGCUGAACAAACUUGCUUCCAUUGCUAAUGAAAAUGGGAAUCAUUAUGAAUCAAAAUAGAGGCAACCAUGGCCAACAUUAGCAAUGGUGAGUAUAGUAUAUGCCAGGAGUUGUGUUGAUAUUGUAAACUUUGUCAGCCAUUUUAAGCUGCACAGGGUGUACUUGCUUGUACUGAAAUCAUUGGUAAAAGAAAAUACAAAACAUAUUCAUAUGUGAAUACAUGUGUCAUAUUAUUUUGUAUUUUUCACUCAUGCUUAUAUUUUUCCCAAUGAAGGUUCAAGAUGGAAACAUAGGGUUGAUGUAAACAAAUGUAUAUUUUACAUUAGACAUGAAGUACUAGAGUAAUUACCGGUAUUUCAGUCUGAUUAUGUACAUAUAAAAUACAAUUCAGUGAUUUGUUGCAUUGUGAUACAUGUAUAGGGUUAUGCGAUACAAUACACAUGUAUGUGCCAUAAAAGGUGAAUAUUACAUUGAUUAAUUACCGGUAUGUCUUUAUGAUAUAAUCAGUAAUGAUGUACAUGUACUAUAUAUUUAAAAUAUCUAAAUGAUAUUUUUUGUAAUGAACUUGAUUAUGUGGACAUUGAAGCAGAUCAGAUAGUGGUAGUACCUCAAGAAAGAAGAGACACCACUAGAUGGACGAUUUCAUUUGGAUAUCAGAAAAACAGAUUCUCUCCUGAAUAAUACAGAUGAUACCAAAAUAGAUCAUAGAACUCGGUAAGGAUACAUACUUCUCGGAUUCAUAGAGGGGAAUAAGGAGAUAGAAUCUGUCACCAUGACCUUGAAUGGUACAGUCAUGACACCUCUUGCACAACUUUAUAGAUUCAUGCAGGAUUCUUAUGGCUUUUGGAAGGACUUGUUUAUAAUUCUAUAUCUUUUGGACCUUAAAAGUCCAAAAUGGUUCACAUUCCAUUGUAGCAAAAGUACACAACAUUAUACACGUACAUGUAUUCUACUUUAUUUUGUAAUCGGUGGUGAAUCAAUGAUGUGGAAUUUUACUGAAGUUUUGGAUGCUGGCUUUUUCUUAUGAUUCCAUUUAUUUAUUUCCCUAUAAAGGUCCAGCAACAGUAAUUUUAAAGUUGCUCAUCAAUUUUGAAAUUCACAAUGUCCUCACAUUUAGUUAAGUGGUAGCUACCCAGUAAUAACUAGGAAUAUAUUAUCUAGACCCUGGACCAAGGUCAUUUUGAGCAUGCAAGGUCACAGAGAUUGCAAAGUUUAUGUUUUAUCCAUAGUUUUUGAAUACUAAAUGAGAAACAUUAUUUCCUAUGUAGCUUUGGUUGGUUACAAAGCCGGGGGUAAAUUUCCGUACACCUGACUUAAGCCGGGGGUAAAUAACGUGACGUCACAAUGCAUAGUUUAUGAUAAAAAGCAAAUAACAUGACGUCACGAUGCAUUGUAAGACGUAGUAAAUCUUAUUGAUAGCUUGAAACACAGUUGAUUGGACUUGUUUCCAUAUAAUUUAUUUGGGUACAAAGGAAAUAAAUUUGUUAUCCAGAUCCAAUCAAGGGUGUAUGGGGAU
Saccostrea echinata is the source of this 6064-nucleotide messenger RNA. RefSeq lists its product as uncharacterized. Lineage: Eukaryota; Metazoa; Mollusca; Bivalvia; Ostreida; Ostreidae. The record is from RefSeq and is a predicted model, not a curated record. The transcript is spliced from 10 exons. The coding region runs from base 2 to 4147 and encodes 1381 amino acids. Gene Ontology annotation, molecular function: NAD+ poly-ADP-ribosyltransferase activity; metal ion binding.